GAAGGAGAGGGAGAGGGCGCGAGCUGGUUCGAGCUGCUCGUGCAGAGAUACAUCAGCCUCCAACUCCCGUCAGGCUGCUAGAGCGCGCGCCCCGCGGUCCCCGGGCAGAGGUCGGACUCCGAGCGCUGCGUCUGUGUGCGUGUCAGCGUGGGAUCACUGCCACGCGCCGCCUCUCUGGAGAAGUUCUGUUACCGCGAAGAAGGAUGCCUCAGGAAGAGCUGGAGAGAGACUGGCCGAGAGGAGAAGUUUAAAGUUUGAGCGGACUAAACGUAGCCUUCAGUCAGGGUUGAAGCUCCGCACCUGUCCUCACUCCCGGACUGUCCAUGGAGAACUUGCAGGAGCAGAAAACACCACCUCAGGCUGGAUGCGAACGGGACUCAUGAGCUGGUCCGCCGUGUGAAGUUAAUCUUCUGACAGACAUGCACAUCAUAUAAGUUUUAAAACCAUCUGGACUCAAUUUUUGGCUUGUUUGCCCUUUUCAUAUUUUGUCCUUCUCUGCAUUUUAUUCCGGAUUCCCAAUUCCAUAUAUUCUAUGGGAAGAAGAGAGUAACGGCAUGAACCGAGAUAGAGGCGCGGCAGCGGGGCCUGGAUCGGACGGGGUCCAGGCCGUGAUUGGCCGGGACAGAGCCGCAACAGGAGGGCCUGUGGUAGACACGCUCCAGCCCGCGAUGAGUCGGGACAGGUCGGGAAGCGGGGACGGGGUCCAGACGAUGGUGGGCCCGGAGAGCGGGGAGAUGUUGGACGCAGGCGCCACCGGGGAAAAGCGGCUCUUCUCAGUGGCCGGAAGCAGAGAUCCACAGGCCGUAGAGAACCACACAGAGCCCCCGCCGGUGUUAGCUCCGCCACAACAGGGCCCCACCGGCCACCGUACCACCUCCUUCUCCGUCCUGGACAUCCUGGACCCCAACAAGUUCACGAGCAGCCGACGACACACGUCGCCGCAGCACGUGAGCCGCCGCGGGGAGCGCGAGCUGACCGCGUACGAUGCGGAGAACCGGAGAGGUGUACCCGGAGAGCGCGAGCUCAGCAGCCUGGAGCCCAGCAAGAGUUGCUACGUGGCGGAGGAAUACCAGAGCAAGGAUGGUUUUGUGUACCGAAGUCCAGAUGAGGACUACCACAGACCUGGGACUCCAGACUCUGAGGGUCCAGAUGGGACCUACAGCAGCGAGGAGAGCAGCUCUGCCCUUCCUAGUAAUGGCGACAGAGAGCUGAGCCAGCACAGCCAAUCGGACCACAACAGAGACACAAAGAGCCCCAGUGGAGGCCCCACAGCUCAGAUCACCAACGGUCAGACCAAUGCAGGACAGGGAACCAAACCCAAGAGGAAACGCUCUGGCUCAGACUCGAAGUCAGGGAAGCCCCGCAGAGCCCGGACUGCCUUCACCUAUGAGCAGCUGGUGGCGCUCGAAAACAAAUUCAAGUCCACACGCUACCUCUCAGUGUGUGAGCGCCUCAACUUGGCUCUGUCCCUCUCCCUUACUGAGACCCAGGUCAAGAUCUGGUUCCAGAAUCGGAGGACCAAGUGGAAGAAGCAGAAUCCCGGAGCCGACACUUCAGCCCCCACUGCAGGAGGAGCAGGUGGCACAGGUGGAGGAUCAGGAGGAGGCCUAGGGAGUCUGAGUCCUCUUAGUCCGUCCCCUCCGGUCAACGGGCACCUGGCCAUGCACGCUGGCUACGCCAGCCACCAUCACCCCCCGGCAGGAAGCCUGGUGCAGCUGCCUUUCCUUACUGCCAGCCAUGUCCUGUCUCCGUUUAUGCUGGGAACACAGAGCUACGCUGCGCCUGCCUUCUACAGCACACACCUGUAGAUCCACACACACCUGAGAGGUACAUGCUUAAGAGCACAAGGAGCACAGACAUGAACUGCAGAACAGCAGACCUUUUUACUACCAAUAUCUGAAGGCUUUAAAUCAGUGGAUUAUUUUGAUAGAUUGUGAAUAUGUACCAGAACCUGUACAUAAAUCUAUGUUGUAGCUUUUCCUUGAAUGCUGUUUGGACCUGCGUGAUAGACCAAUAGUUGAGUUCUUCCUUUCUGUUUGAUUUCACGUCUGUAAAAAAACUGAAUGUUUAUUUAAGACUUAAGGAAUGGCUUGAUCUAUUGUCAGUACUGUGUAAUUCCAGCUGUGAUUGUUUUCAUUUCCAUUAUUUAAUGAAUUUGUUCCAGUUGCCAUGAAGACCCUGGAUGUACUGAAUCCUCAGCCCAACAUGAUACUGUCCUUUGAUAUUAAAAAGAUGAAUAAUGAAACCAG
Molecule: messenger RNA, 2249 nt
Organism: Girardinichthys multiradiatus
Lineage: Eukaryota; Metazoa; Chordata; Actinopteri; Cyprinodontiformes; Goodeidae
Gene: nkx1-2b
Product: NK1 transcription factor related 2-like,b
Exons: 3
Coding region: 555-1808 (417 amino acids)
Biological process (GO): cell differentiation; regulation of transcription by RNA polymerase II
Cellular component (GO): nucleus
Molecular function (GO): RNA polymerase II cis-regulatory region sequence-specific DNA binding; DNA-binding transcription factor activity, RNA polymerase II-specific
Source: RefSeq, a predicted model, not a curated record